AUGUCCGCCCCAGUUUCUGUAUUAGCAAGACAAAAGACUGAAAGGAGAGGUCCUAAUUUAAAUAUUGUUUUAACAUGUCCUGAAUGUAAAGUUUAUCCACCAAAAGUGGUUGAACGGUUUAGUGAAGGUGAUGUGGUAUGUGCACUUUGUGGGUUAGUUCUCUCAGAUAAGUUGGUUGACACCCGUUCUGAAUGGCGUACUUUCUCAAACGAUGACCAGAAUGGUGAUGAUCCUUCUCGUGUUGGUGAAGCCUCUAAUCCAUUACUAGACGGUAAUAAUCUAUCUACUAGAAUCGGGCAAGGUGAAAGCACAGAUGUCCGUUUCACAAAGGAGUUGAACAGAGCUCAAGGUAAAAAUGUAGUGGAUAAAAAGGAUAACGAAGUCCAAGCAGCAUUUGCUAAAAUUACAAUGCUAUGUGAUGCUGCAGAAUUGCCUAAAAUCGUCAAGGAUUGUGCUAAGGAAGCAUAUAAACUGUGCCACGAUGAGAAAUCAUUGAGAGGUAAGUCUUCAGAAAGUAUAAUGGCGGCUUCCAUUUUGAUUGGUUGUCGUCGUGCUUCUGUGGCAAGAACUUUUAAGGAAAUCCAAUCUAUUAUUCAUGUAAAGACAAAAGAAUUUGGUAAAACCUUAGCCAUAAUGAAAGGUAUAUUGAGAGAAAAGAGUGCCGAUGGUUUCAUCAAGAUUGAUACUGAUAACAUGAGUGGUGCCCAAAAUUUAACUUAUAUCCCAAGAUUUUGUUCACAUUUGGGUUUACCUAUGCAAGUUACUACUUCAGCAGAAUAUACUGCUGCUAAAUGUAAAGAAAUUGAAGAAAUUGCGGGUAAAUCUCCUAUCACCAUUGCUGUGGUAUCAAUCUACAUGAACAUUUUACUUUUCAAAAUUCCAAUAUCUGCGGCAAGAGUGGGCCAAAUUUUGCAAGUUACCGAAGGUACCAUCAAAUCUGGUUACAAAAUACUAUAUGAACACAGAGCCAAAUUAAUUGAUCCUCAAUUAAUUGCAAAUGGUAUUGUUACCUUAGAAGACUUACCAAAGGCGGAAAAGGAUAGAAACGUCAAGAAAGAAAAAUCUAAGGAUUAA
This is a messenger RNA of Vanderwaltozyma polyspora DSM 70294, 1074 nucleotides long. It is a transcript of the gene SUA7, whose product is annotated as transcription factor TFIIB. Gene Ontology annotation, biological process: transcription initiation at RNA polymerase II promoter; transcription preinitiation complex assembly. Gene Ontology annotation, molecular function: TBP-class protein binding; RNA polymerase II general transcription initiation factor activity. The transcript has a single exon. Bases 1 to 1074 code for a protein of 357 amino acids. Gene Ontology annotation, cellular component: transcription preinitiation complex; nucleus. The record is from RefSeq and is a predicted model, not a curated record. NCBI's taxonomy places the organism in Eukaryota, Fungi, Ascomycota, Saccharomycetes, Saccharomycetales, Saccharomycetaceae.